Molecule: messenger RNA, 1295 nt
Organism: Phytophthora infestans T30-4
Lineage: Eukaryota; Oomycota; Peronosporomycetes; Peronosporales; Peronosporaceae
Exons: 2
Coding region: 21-1295 (424 amino acids)
Source: RefSeq, a predicted model, not a curated record
UACUGUAUUCAUUGGCGAGCAUGACAUCGCUGGACACCUUGGCGCUGUACGAGCGCAUCCUGUCGCUCGUGGAUUCCUCAGAGCUUCACCGAAGCUCCAAUGUGGUACUGUCAGAGAUACUCUCAGGUGUGGGUAAAUCCGUACACGACGUCACAGCAGCUUUUGCCAAAGUGGAAGAAGUACGCGAUGCCGUGCAUCAACUGGAGCAAGGCAAAGGGCCCAGUGGGCGCAGCGCGACGCUCCUAGAAGUGAUGAACAGCACGUUGCAAUUGCAAAAAGAAUUGAAUGAUAAACUUCAGGGCGUCGUGAGUGGAAUGAAAGUGGACGGCGGAAAAGUAAAGGAAAAAGUGCUGAAGCAGGAGAAGAGGAAACGGGAAGAGCAGUCGGAAUCUUCAUCCAGCGAUUCUUCGUCGUCUUCAUCCAGCAGCGAAGACGACGAGGAAGACGACGACGAAAUGCUGGGGAAUGAACCCAAGAAACAGAAACAAAACGGGUCUCUUGCUGCUCCUGACAAAAAGCAAAGUGCGGAUUUGUCUCUCGCUCACGAGGCUCUCAGCUGCCUUUCGAAGAUAAGGAAAGCUAACCCGAAUACUAAUGCAGAGAUUAGUCGCAAGUGGGUGAAGACGUUGCUUGACCUCAAGCUGAUCCUCACGCACCAGUCAAGUCGUGACGCUCACACAACUGAUAACCCUGCAGCUGAAGUCACAGCUCGCGCACUUGAAACUGCUGUGACAGUGCUCAAAAAGUUUAAGUGGACUCCUGAACGCGCAGAGGAAGUGAGUUCCUUGAUCGCUGCGUUGACGGACUCUUGUUCCAAGAACGAGGUGCUAAGGAUAUAUUUUCACCGAGUUCGAGCGCAACUGGAGAGUCUCGAGAUGAGCAUUCCGCAACAUAUCCGAGAAGCUACUGGGGUACCGAAGCUUAGAACCGAGAAAGGAAAAAGUGCCAAAUUGGUGGAAGACCAGAAGAGGCAAGCUGCGAAGACUCAUUCCCAACCAUCCAAGGCGCUGAAAGUGGUUGAAGAAAUGCAGGACCGACUGGAAAAGAUAAUAGCUCAAGCAGAGCAGUGGCAAGAUGGCAUUUUUUCGGUGAAUCAGCUCGACAAGGCCGUCAAGGAACUUCGAGAUGUUGUCUCUUACCGUUUACAGUCUUGGGAUACGCUACCGGACUUGGACACCGGUUUGUGCGCGGACAAGUUGAUUCGCUGCAUUAAGUACAUCCAGAAGCCAGUCCACCGUGAGAAGUACCUGAAGAUCGUGAACAAGUUGAAACAAAAAGUUGAUAGCCGUCGAUGA